Molecule: messenger RNA, 426 nt
Organism: Paramuricea clavata
Lineage: Eukaryota; Metazoa; Cnidaria; Anthozoa; Malacalcyonacea; Plexauridae
Source: the annotation of a GenBank genome assembly
AUGGCCUCUCUCGGUGGUAAACAACUAAACCAAUUUCGCGUUGUCGAUCUCAGAACAGAGCUGGAAAAAAGAGGGCUAGAUAAAUCUGGACUGAAGGGAGCGCUAGUUGAGCGACUUGAGAAAUCAUUGUUGGAUUACUCUGCAGAGUUAAACGGAUGUGUCUUCUCCACAGAGCAGGGUAACGAAGCGAAGAAGACGUCAGAAGCGGAAGCUACACAAACACCAAAUAGCAACCUGGAGACAAUUAAUAAGCAGUCGUUGCAAACGAAAACAGCAGGAAAACUGUUAGAACAGUCUAUCGAAAUCAAUACUGCAACUAAAGAAACUAAUUGCAAGGAAACCAUGACUGAAUUCAAUCCUGUACCUACAAGGUCGUCGAAAUUGGAAUACUCCAUCGCAGAAUUAAUAACAUCGAAGAUAGUUUAA